GAAAAGCUUAAAUAGAUCGAUUUUCGCCAGUCCAUCAAUGCUCUAUAGUCACAGUUACAUCAUUUUCUAGAAUCGACAGAUUUUUGUUACUGGCCCAUAAGGUAAAGAUGACAUCAUUACAUAAUAACGUAGCUGUUCGACAAACAAACAACAGUUUUGCGAGCAAACAGAAAUCAAAAGAACAAAUCAAAAGAAAUGGAUAUUUUGAGCAAGAUUUAGUAUGGACAAAUAUUAUUAUAUAUGUAGUUGCUCAUUGUUUAGCACUUUGGGGAUAUUGGAGAAUGUUUACUGGUAGAAUGACAUGGAAAAUAUAUGCAUAUAUGCAUAUUUUCGGCUACUUAGCUGCCUUCGGAAUCACAUGUGGAGUUCAUCGUCUUUGGUCCCAUAAAGCUUAUAAAGCAAAACUGCCUUUAAGAAUAUUUCUAAUGUUGAUGCAAACAUCUACCCUACAGAAUAAUAUCUACAUUUGGGCCAGAGACCACAGACUACACCACAAAUAUACCGACACUGAUGCUGAUCCCCACAACUCAAACAGAGGAUUCUUUUUCUCCCAUGUGGGAUGGUUGUUAAUGAAAAAGCAUCCAGAAGUUAAACAUAAAGGGAAGACCAUUGACAUGAGCGAUGUUGCAGCCGAUCCCGUAGUAAAAUUUCAGAAAAAGUAUUAUUUGCCCCUGGCCCUAUUUUUAGGAUUGAUUGUUCCAACAGUAUUUUCGAGGUAUAUCCUCGGCGAAUCGUUGAUUGACUCCUGUUUAAAUACACUUAUGAAAAAUAUAUUUUUAUUAAAUGCGACUUGGUCUGUCAACAGUGUUGCUCAUAUCUGGGGAUGGAAGCCCUAUGACAGAACUAUCAAACCAGCCGAAAAUCCAACCGUUUCCAUCCUUACAUGGGGGGAAGGCUGGCAUAACUAUCACCAUACUUUCCCAUGGGACUACAAAGCCGCAGAACUUGGUAACUACCGUAUGAACCCAAGUACCGGAUUUUUGGAUCUCAUGGCGUAUUUAGGACAAGCAUAUGAUCUUAAAACAGCGUCGCCGGAGAUGGUUAGGAAAAGAAUUGCCAGAACAGGAGAUGGAUUAUACAACCAUGGUAAAGUUCCUUUGGAAAAUGGUAAUGCAAAAGUACAAGAAACCUUUCAUGAGGAUUGUGUAUGGGGUUGGGAUGACAAAGAUAUGAAUGAUGAGGACUUAAAAAAUACUACCAUAAUGUUUAAAGGUCACUAGGAGAAAACGUGUAUAUAUUUUUGUAUAGUCAAAACGUAAUUGAAUACGUAAAACGAAAUUUUAAACUUCAAAUAAUAAAAAAAAUUAAUUGUU
This is a messenger RNA of Diabrotica virgifera virgifera (western corn rootworm), 1313 nucleotides long. Its product is annotated as (11Z)-hexadec-11-enoyl-CoA conjugase-like. Gene Ontology annotation, molecular function: stearoyl-CoA 9-desaturase activity; iron ion binding. NCBI's taxonomy places the organism in Eukaryota, Metazoa, Arthropoda, Insecta, Coleoptera, Chrysomelidae. The record is from RefSeq and is a predicted model, not a curated record. Gene Ontology annotation, cellular component: endoplasmic reticulum membrane. Gene Ontology annotation, biological process: unsaturated fatty acid biosynthetic process. The transcript has 6 exons. The coding region runs from base 108 to 1220 and encodes 370 amino acids.